CGUUCGCGCCGCAUAGCGAAGGUGACACCUGCAACGCCAGCAACUGAUAGAAGUUCAUUGGUAGUGAAUGAGUUGAAGCUUGCAGUUCAACACAGACAAACAAGGAUAACUUUCACAUCUCGACUAGUGAUCACUUCUCUUUCAACAUCGCUUGCGUAAGAUGGCUGUGCCUAUUGUAGGUGCAUCUCAGAUCAGCACCGCAGCAAGACUGGAUGAGUUGCUGCAACGCGCGCGAACUGUCAAGCCAAGCACUUCAAUCGAGCCUCCACUCCAAGUCUCAGAGCUAGUGCCUGAAAAUGGACCUCUCUUUAGCGACAUUAACGGCGAAAAAGACGUUUUGUCGACCGCAGUCGAGAGUGCUGCAAAGGGUGUUUUCUACGCCAAUAUCGGAUUGACAAGAAUCGACGAGCCAGCGUUCAUAACUGUAUGGAAUCUGCUUGACAUCCUGCAGUACUGUGGUGAUAGAGACGUAUGCUCAGCACAACUGGUACUCUUGCUUAUCGAAGAGCUGCUGGACAGCCAGUCACUGGCGCAAUGUCGAACAGUGUUCAGCUUCCUUGAAUCGCGGAGAGAGGCCAUCAUUGCGAUAAGCUCCCAGAACAAGUCAUUGGUCAUUUUGCGACUGUGCAAUGAGCUGCUUCGUCGGUUAUCUCGCGCAGAGGAUCCAGUCUUCUGUGGACGUGUCUACAUCUUCAUGUUCCAGAGUUUCCCGCUUGGUGACAAGAGCUCAGUCAAUCUUCGUGGAAAUUUCCAUGUCGAGAACGUAACAACGUUCGAAGAGUUCCUGACCGAAUCAAGUACGAAUGAGGACCCCAUGCAAGUCGACAAUGAUGCAAACACGCCUUCAAUCAAAACAACAGCGGAGCCAGAAGACCUUUCGGCGAAGCCUCCUAACUCUCGUAAAAGCAAAGAGGGCCCGCCAACGCUGGACAUCGAUACGCUUUACCCAGUCUUCUGGUCGUUACAGCACUCAUUCUCAAACCCUCCCCGUUUGUUCGAGGAGAAUAACUUUAAAGAUUUCCGAAGCAGUCUAGAGGCGACGCUCGCGAAAUUCAAGGAGGUGCCGAAGGUGAUACAAUCAGGGGACAUUGAACGCAAGAAAGGGUCAAAACCCUCGUCGGGCGACAGCUAUGACGCGUUUGCAAACACGUUCAACCCCAAGUACCUCACAAGCCGCGAUUUGUUCAAGCUCGAGCUAAGCGACCUCGCUUUUCAGCGUCACAUACUGGUUCAGGCCUUGAUACUCAUCGACUUUCUGUUGACAUUAACCGAGAAGGCAAAGAGCAAAUCACUCUAUCAGAAUGCGCAGAAGGCCAUGCAGUACAACUUCACAAUGCGUGAGCAAGACACCGAGUGGGCAUUGGGCAUCAAAACCGCCGUUGCAAAUUACCUGCAGGAGGGUCCGGAUGGCAAAUUCUACUACCGUAUGGUAGACACUGUGCUUUCCCGGGAUAAGAACUGGGUGAGAUGGAAGAUGGAGAACUGUCAGCCGUUCACUCGGAAACGGGUCGAUACAGCAGAGUUCCUGACAUCCAAGUCUGAUGCAGUGCGUGCCGUCUCGAAGAAGAGGCCAAAUGAGCCUACAGGCGUGUCCAGUUCUCUAAACUUCUUGUACAACACAGAAGCAGAGAAGGGGCUGUCGCAGCUUAGACAGCGUGAUCGGUUCAAUGCACCUAGUGCAGAGAUCUACGCAAAGAAGGCCAAGAUGAUCGACUUGGACUUGGAAAUUGCUAACAAUGAUGCUGAGAAACGUGAGCUAGAGGAGAAGAAGUCCAGCUACAUCUGGAGAGGUCUCCGCGCGGCUUCUCAGAAACAGCUGAGCUCGUUCGACAAGAUCGAACAUGGUAAAGGUCUGGAGGCUCUUCAGCCGGUCCCUUCUCAAGCUGAAAUUGCAGGCGACAACACCGCACCCACUGUUCCGGAAGACAGGGAUGCAGCUCCGCAAGAAGAACAGCAUAGCGUUGAGGAGCAACGGGCCGAGCAACGAAGUCAAGUGACUGCAGACACAGAGAUGGAGUAGCCAGCAGGGCAUUGUUGCCUGUACGAGGUUGGCGUGUCGUCAGGGGUACUGAACAUGCAGUCUUCUUCACGAAUUUCGGCCUUUUUUGACGAUGUGCAUUGUGGGGAGAAGAGUGGCGCCUGGCUCCUCAGGAGAUGCUGUAGACGAGGGUCAUACGAGGCACAGCCAGUCAUCAUACAUGUCUUCGAGCGAUCGUUGAGGUACCAAUGGGGUCGCCAACAGCCUGUGAGGCAGCUGCAGGACGGCGCCACAGUACAUACAGCGCCACGAUCUGCAGCUACAUAGAUGAAGGGCACAACCAAGAGGACUGGUCCGUCGUGCCUGGCUAGACACUGUGUCAUUCCCGGCACUGCAGAAAUGAGCUGUACAGCGAACACAGCAAGUGCCACUGGCAGCUAGGAUGACAGCAGGCGGGUAUGGGCCGUGUUGCAGUCAUUGGCCGAAGUUUGAGUUCAGAUGCUCCACGUACGU
Macroventuria anomochaeta is the source of this 2491-nucleotide messenger RNA. RefSeq names its product nuclear matrix protein. The record is from RefSeq and is a predicted model, not a curated record. Gene Ontology annotation, cellular component: THO complex part of transcription export complex. The transcript has 7 exons. Gene Ontology annotation, biological process: regulation of DNA-templated transcription elongation; mRNA export from nucleus. NCBI's taxonomy places the organism in Eukaryota, Fungi, Ascomycota, Dothideomycetes, Pleosporales, Didymellaceae. The coding region runs from base 161 to 2020 and encodes 619 amino acids.